AGAGAAGGAAAACAGGUUCAUAAGUUUAUUUGCAAUGUUUUGUUGUGUAAAGAAAAAUAAUGUAGAAUAUUCUUGCUAACCGCACAGUUUCAGCGCGUUCUAGAUUUAAUCUAAAAUGUCAAGGUUCUUGGACCAGAGAAUUUUGUUCUUAGUAAUUUCAUUUUUAACAAGUCUGCAGAGUACAAAGGUGCUUUCGGAAUGGAAGAAGUGUGGUGAUCGGGAAUGUGAGACGGCAAUGAGCAGAGUUCAAGCCACUACAGACUUCUUAGGGCCUGAUUGCCGGUAUCUUAACUUCAAAACGGGGGAAGAGAUAAUGGUAUACUCCAAACUUUCAAGGAAAAAUGAAAAUUUGUGGACAGGAAGUAAAGGAAAGGAUUUUGGAUAUUUCCCAAAAGAUGCUGUGAAGGUUGAGGAAGUUUUUAUUACAGAAGAAGUUGAAGUGCUCACCAAGGAAACUGAUUUCCUUUGUCUUCACGGAGAUAAGUACACUUUUGAAAAUGAAGAUAGCGCAUUACAUGAUCACAACAAAGACAGUGAAUAUUCAUCACCUGACGCAGAAUCAAAGCUGCAUGAAAAUGAACUCUUAAAACAUGCAAGAGACUCCAUGCAAAAGGAAGAAAGAGUUGAAUCAAUUUCCGAAAAUGAUUCCAUGGAAUGUCACACUCAGGAGGAGUCUGCAAGUGACAAGUUGGUUAGAAAAAAUGAGAACAGAAGAGGUGACGCUGAAGACCCAGAAAUGCAAAACAAUGUCCCACCGGAACCUGUUCCAACUCAGUCUAGUUGGAUUGCAGGAUGGUUCAGCACUGGAAGUAACAACAACGAAGAGCCCUUAGAAGCCAUUACUGAAUCUUUAGAAGAAAAUACAUACCGAGGCAGAAAAAUAGCGGUAACUGCUGAAAAUGACUUACAGGAGCCAAAUGAUAAGGAAGAACAAGAACCCCCAUCAUCUGCCUGGUUUCAAGGUGGACUGACGGACUUUCUGUAUUUUGGUGAAGAGAAGGCGGAUGUUGGUUUGGCAUUGGAAAAAAAUGAUACACAAAUCCAUGAUGUUUCUGAUAUGCCAGGACAUUCCAAUAAUGAACAGGAAACAGCAGUUACAGAGUUACUGACAGAAGAAGAAAAGACCGAAAGCCAAGAAUCCACAUCAAAUUGGUUUAAUUUGGGUUUAAGUAAUGUUCUUAAUUUUGGCCAUGCUGAGAAGGAUGUAAUUCCUAUGGAAGACCAGCCAAGCAGAGAAACAGAGAAUGAAGCAAAUAAGAAUGAAGAAGUGCAGACUUUAGACCACAGAGGAUCACACAUAGAUGAAGAAUCAAAGGAGACAGUUAAAGCAGUGACAGAUGAAGAGAUUUAUGCACAAGAAAUAAUAGAUUCAAACAGCAACAUGCCCAAUCCGGAAGAGAUACCAGCAAGUGUGCGUACUCUGAAUGAUACCAAAAGCACCUCAAAUAGCAUAGAAUCAUCUUUUGAUAUACUAACACAUGACAAAGAGAAGGCAACUGAACCUUGUUCAGAACAAGACUUGGUCUCAGAAAGCCAACUGCUGAAAAACACUGAAGAUAAAAAGAGAAAUGAGGAGUCGGAGAGCAAACAUGGCCAGUCAGGAGUAGGCAGUAGAAGAAAGCUACUAGAAAAAACACGAGAGAAGGAACUUGACAUGAAUGCAGCUGUAGACAGCGAACGUGGCAGUGACCAACAUUCAAAAGCAACAGUGAUUCCUUCAGUGAAUUCUGAAGUGACUUCUAUCUCAGAUGCCAUCCAGAACUAUGUUCCAAGUAAUGAAGGAGGUUGGAUGUAUCAGAUAUUCCUGUGCUUGAAUGCCCUUGAGAUCCGGGAAUCAAUAAAAUCUGUAUUUUCAGCAGUGAAGAGCAUUAUCACAAAGGCUGUGGCUUCACUGCCUGAAGAUAUGAGGCCUGGUCCUGAUCUGUAUGGUUUCCCGUGGGAAAUAGUGAUUUGUGCUGGCGCUGUUGGAGCCUUUACAAUUCUCUUGUUCCUGUAUAGAAGUUAUCAAUCAGUUAGAAGUCGACUUUAUGUAGGAAGGGAAAAAAAGCUUGCUAAUAAAAUUGCUGAACUAGUUGAAGAAAAAUGUGAAAUUCUUAAAAAACUCAGCCUUUGCAAAAAACAGUUCGAAGAUUUAGAAUUGUCUCUGAAGGAUGAUAACGUUACGAAAGAAUCAACAGAUACAUCUUUUCUUGAGGAAAUGCAUGAAAAACUGAAGAAGUCAAACAUGGAACUCAAACAAGAAAUAGAGAAUCUAGAAAAAGAACUGGAAGAAGACAAAUCUAAGCAAUCAGAAAAUGAUAACUUGGUGGCUGAAAAUCAGAAGCGAGUGGAGUCUUUAGAGAAUGAAGCAAAAUCCAUCCAGUCACAAAUCGAUGAGGCCAAGUCCACCCUAAAAGUAUAUCAGAUUAACACAGAGAGACUCAAGACAUCCAUUCAAGAUGCAGUAGAUGAAAACAGCCAUCUCCAGGAAAGUGAGAAACAGCUUUUACAAGAAGCUGAAGGAUGGGGUGAACGAUUUAGUGAACUAAAUGAACAAACGAAGAUGCUUGAAACUUCCAAAGCAGAUAUAGAAGAAGUAUUGAAAAAUAAAGAGGGUCAAGUCAAGUCACUGACACAAUACUUACUGAAGAUGAAAGACUGGAGUUCAGCAAUAAGAGAAGAUGAUGACACUGAAGAUAAUCACUGGGACACGGAUAUCAAGGGUGAAGCAGAGAAUGGGGAGCACUUAGAUGAUCAGCAAAAACGAACUGUAAAGAAGUUGAUCUAUGCUGCAAAGUUAAAUGCUUGUUUAAAGACCUUGGAAACAGAAAGAGAUCAAAUGUAUUCCAAACUGUCUGAUGAAAAUAAAGCUAAAGGAGAGCUUACAGAACGUAUAGAAAACCUUCAAAGUCAGCAAGCUUCCUUGCAGUCUGAAAAGGAACGUUUUGAAAAUGAAGUUCAAAAGCUUCAGCAGAAACUUAAAGUAAUGACUGAGCUUUAUCAAGAAAAUGAAAUGAAACUACACAGGAAGCUGACAGUAGAAGAGAGAGAACGCCUACAGAAGGAAGAAAAGCUUUCUAAAGUAGAUGAAAAAAUUAAUCAUGCUGCUGAAGAACUAAAUAGCUACAGAGAGCGAGCAAAAGAUCUUGAGGAAGAGCUCGAAAGAACCAUUCGUUCUUACCAGAACCAGAUUACUUCACAUGAGAAAAAAGCUCAUGAUAAUUGGCUAACAGCUCGAGCAGCUGAAAGACAUCUCAAUGAUAUUAAAAAAGAAAAUGCACAUAACAGACAAAAAUUAACUGAAGCAGAAUUUAAACUUGACCUUUUAGAAAAAGAUCCUUAUGCUCUUGAUGUGCCAGUUAGACCAUUUGGCAGAGAGCAUUCCCCAUAUGGACCCUCACCAAUGGGCCGGCCUUCAUCUGAAACAAGAGCUUUUCUUUCCCCUCCAACUUUAUUGGAGAGUCCUUUAAGGCUUUCACCUAUGCUUCCAGGUGGAGGAGGAGGAAGAGGAUCCAGAGGACCACCUGCCAUGUAUGAAGCUGGUAACGAAAGAGGAGAGCUGAGUUCUGAUAGAUUAACUGAUCCCCACAGACCACCGUCAGAUACUGGAUCCCUGUCUCCUCCUUGGGACAGAGAACGCAGGAUAGUUCUGCCUCCACCAGUUGAGCCUUACACUGAUCCAGUUCCUCCUCCUCCUCGAAGACAAGAAAGAUUUUUCCCUAAUCCUCCAAAUACUGGAAGACUUUCCGGACCAGCAGAACUACGAAGUUACAACGUGCAGUCUUUUGAUAAAACAGAUGGACAGAUAUCUUCAGAAAAUAGCCCACAAACAGAACCAAGUGGAAAUGAAAUGAAAGAUCAUUCUAACCUUAGCAACUCGCUGCCUGACCAGUCCUCGGCACCUGAAAGCGAAGCUGUUGGUUCAGGGUUUGCUCCUCCACCUUUCCCUCCAGUGCGACCUCCGUUCAUGCCUAUGGAUCCCAGAGGGCCGUUCAUGAGACGAGGACCUCCUUUUCCUCCCCCUCCUCCUGCCGGCAUGUACGGACCACGGGAAUGUUUUCCAGUACGAGACUUUGGGCUUCCGCGCCCUCCAAUGCCAAUAAGAACCCCCUUUCCCAUGAGAUCUUACCCUCACUAUCCGCCGCCACGACCCGGAUUUAUGCCGCCACCACCCCCUCCUGAACACAGAGCUGAACCACCUCAGUCCAGCCCAUCCCCUGCAGAACCACCCGAACCACCACAGGAGACCUGACAGUCACAGGGGCAACGCGCUGUACCCUUCCUCUACUCCUCUCAUGGCAUCUUCCCUUCAAUUCUCAGGAUAGUACUUUGUAAAUAAAGAAUGAGAUAAGUAUGAAUAUUGUGAAUAAGUGAUUUCCACUGUACAAUAGUCAUUUUAAAUUAAGUAUUUCUAACUUGAGUAAUCUCUUCAGAGGUGUAUAAAAGUCCAAGCUGCUUUAUCCUUGUUUAGCUGUACAGGGGAUUCUCUGCAUGCCAAAAGUGAUGCUUGCUGCUUUAUGGAUAGAAUGUGAAAAGAAAUGGAAACAGUUAAUAAAAGUCUACUGAAAAUGGA
Messenger RNA from Calidris pugnax (ruff), 4552 nucleotides. Its product is annotated as cTAGE family member 5-like. Bases 116 to 4231 code for a protein of 1371 amino acids. Gene Ontology annotation, biological process: vesicle cargo loading; protein secretion; endoplasmic reticulum to Golgi vesicle-mediated transport. Gene Ontology annotation, cellular component: endoplasmic reticulum exit site; endoplasmic reticulum membrane. Gene Ontology annotation, molecular function: protein binding. The record is from RefSeq and is a predicted model, not a curated record. NCBI's taxonomy places the organism in Eukaryota, Metazoa, Chordata, Aves, Charadriiformes, Scolopacidae. The transcript is spliced from 29 exons.